This is a messenger RNA of Salvia hispanica, 3908 nucleotides long. RefSeq lists its product as uncharacterized. The record is from RefSeq and is a predicted model, not a curated record. Lineage: Eukaryota; Viridiplantae; Streptophyta; Magnoliopsida; Lamiales; Lamiaceae. Gene Ontology annotation, molecular function: protein binding.
UAAAACUUCUUUUCUCUCUCUCUGAAACUCACGCCGCCCCUUCCUCCUCCGGCGCCGCUCACUUCUCCAGGCUCCCUCACUGACUCUUGCUCCAGCCGACCAGCCCCCUAUUUGAAAUAUCUGAUUUCUCAAAACAUCUCUGAAGGAUUCUUCCAUUUGCUGAUGCCAAGCAUUUGAGAAUGAGGGCAAUUUUCAUUAAUCCAGUGCUGAAACUGCGGCUUGAGCAGAAACCGUUAUACUUGUAUAACACUUUUAAAAGGCUAUCAUCUUUGAAUGAUGGGACUAGUGGUGUGGAUGUUAAUGAAGGAGCCAGCAAUGAGGGGAAGUGGAGAACUCCUCAUAGUAAUGGAGGAGAUGCUCAUAUGAGGAAACAUGAACUUCUUAGGAAAGGGAUUGAGAAUGUGUGUCAUAUAUUGGAAAGUGGUCCGUGGGGACCUUCAUUGGAGAAAGCUCUCUCUUUGUGUGAUGAUAAACCUGAGCCAGACCUGGUUAUUGGAGUGUUGAGGAGGCUGAAGGAUAUCAAUCUAGCAAUUCACUACUUUAGAUGGGUGGAGAAGGCGACAAACCAAGUGAAUCUGCCAGAAACAUACCAUUCGCUUCUGAUAUUGAUGGCAAGGUGUAGGAAAUUUGAUAGGAUUGGGCAUGUUUUGGAGGAAAUGAGUCUUGCUGGAUUUGGACUUUCUUUCGAGACUAGCAUGGAGUUAGUUUCUAGUUGUGUGAAGUUGCAAAGGUUGAGGGAGGCAUAUGAUCUUAUGCAAACAAUGAGAAACUUCAAAUUCCGCCCAGCAUUUUCAGCUUACACCACUCUUAUAGGGGCACUGGCUGUGGUGCGUAAGCCUGAGCACCCUAAUCUCAUGCGUUCCCUAUUUCAUCAGAUGCAAGAGUUAGGCUAUGAAGUAAGUGUGCAUCUGUUUACGACUUUAAUUCGUGUAUUCGCCCGGGAUGGCCAGGUUGAUGCUGCUCUCUCCUUGUUAGAUGAGAUGAAGAGCAACUCAUUUCAAGCCGACAUUGUUCUCUAUAAUGUGUGUAUCGACUGCUUUGGUAAGGCUGGUAAAGUUGAUAUGGCUUGGAAAUUCUUUCAUGAGAUAAAAUCCCAUGGUCUCAUUCCUGAUGAUGUGUCAUUUACCAGCAUGAUAGGAGUUCUUUGUAAAGCUAAUAGGAUGAAUGAAGCUGUUGAGCUGUUCGAGCAGAUGGAGCUGAAUAGGUCUGUUCCAUGUGCAUAUGCUUAUAACACCAUGAUCAUGGGCUAUGGGUCUGCUGGAAAGUUUGAUGAAGUGUAUAAGUUGCUUGAGAGGCAAAGAAUGAAGGGGUCUAUUCCAAGUGUGAUUGCAUACAAUAGUCUUCUUACAUGCCUUGGUAGGAGAGGAAAAGUAGACGAGGCCUUAAAAGUUUAUAGUGAUAUGAGAACAGAUGCCAUGCCCAACCUCUCUACAUAUAAUAUUCUUGUUGACAUGCUUUGUCGGGCAGGAAAACUCGAUGCAGCUUUAGCAAUACAACAUGACAUGAAGGCAUCUGGCAUGGCUCCUGAUAUAAUGACCGUCAACAUAAUGAUAGACAGAUUGUGCAAGGCUAAUAAACUGGAUGAGGCUUGUUCUGUCUUUCACAGCAUGGAUCGUAAAGUUUGUAGCCCAAACAAAUAUACAUUUUGUUCCCUGAUAGAUGGCUUGGGCAGGCAUGGCAGAGUAGAUGAUGCAUAUAAGUUAUAUGAAGAGAUGUUGGAUUCUAACGAGGUGCCAGAUGCGAUUAUAUAUACAUCCCUAAUCAAGAACUUUUUCAAGUCUGGCAGAAAGGAGGAUGGUCAUAAGAUUUACAAGGAAAUGGUCCGAAAAGGCACCUCACCAGACCUCACACUCCUUAACACUUACAUGGAUAGUGUUUUCAAAGCUGGUGAAACAGAAAAGGGCAGAGCCUUGUUUGAGGAUAUCAAAGUGCAGUUUACCCCUGAUGCACGAAGCUACUCGAUUCUAAUAAAUGGUCUCAUAAAGGCUGGUUUUGCACGUGAGACUUACGAGAUCUUCUAUGCAAUGAAGGAACAGGGUUGUGCUCUUGACACCCUUGCUUAUAACACUGUUAUUGAUGGAUUUUGUAAAUCAGGUAAAGUUAAUAAAGCUUACCAGUUAUUGGAGGAAAUGAAGGCCAAAGGUCAUCAACCGACUGUAGUGACAUAUGGUUCUGUUAUUGAUGGGCUUGCUAAGAUUGACCGGCUUGAUGAAUCUUAUAUGCUUUUUGAAGAAGCAAAAUCAAUUGGAGUAGAACUGAAUGUAGUUGUGUAUAGUAGUCUUGUAGAUGGGUUUGGAAAGGUGGGCAGAAUAGAUGAAGCAUAUCUCAUCAUAGAGGAAAUGAUGCAGAAUAAUUUGACGCCUAACAUUCAAACAUGGAAUUGCUUGCUUGAUGCACUUGUUAAGGCAGAAGAGAUUGAUGAAGCCCUUGUCUGCUGGAAUUCUAUUAAAGACUUGAAAUGCAUACCUAACAUUGUAACAUACAGCAUUCUUAUAAAUGGUCUGUGUAAGGUUCGGAAGUUCAAUAAAGCCUUUGUGUUUUGGCAAGAGAUGCAGAAACAAGGGUUGAAACCUAAUGCAAUCACCUAUGUCACCAUGAUAUCUGGGCUUUCCAAGGCUGGGAAUAUAUUGGAGGCCGUUAAACUGUAUGAAAGAUUCAAAGAAAACGGAGGUAUACCUGAUUCGGCCUGCUAUAAUGCAGUGAUAGAAGGCUUGAGCUUAGCGAAUAAGGCAACAGAGGCAUAUCAACUAUUUGAGGAAACAAGGUUAAAGGGUUGUAAAAUACACACCAAAACCUGUGUGGUUCUUUUGGAUGCGCUUCAUAAGGCUGAAUGUCUCGAGCAAGCUGCUAUAGUGGGCGCUGUAUUAAGGGAAACAGCUAAAUCACAACAUGCUUCUAGAUCGUUGUGAUGUUGGAUUUUCUGGUGCCAGAAGUUGUGUAUCUUUUGGUGUGUAGUUGGCUCUUCUAUUUACAAGCAUAGAAAAAAAUUUCAAAGCUUAAUGUUCACCAGAAUACAUAUUUGUGGUGAACAUUAAGCCUCCUUGUGAGUGUGUUUAUUAAUUAGGCUAUAUUCUCGAAAUUUUCAAUUUUUUUUCUAUAUACGUAAUAUGAAAAGGUAUUUGGUUUUGAUAACAAUACUCUGUGAUGACUUGUACAUAUGGACUUCUCAGAGCCAAUCUUCUGCCUUAACUGAUGAUGAAUCAAAGGAUACUAGUUUUGGGAGAAAUGGAUCUGAGAAGAUAAUCCGAGCAGUUCAUGCUCAGAAGAAGGCUGACCAUCCAUCUGACGAAGUUGUAAAUGGUGGAUUAUAUGCAGCAAUGAGGAAAGAACUAAGACACGCUGUUGAAGAAAUACGAACUGAACUAAACCAGGUUGAUUGAAAGAAAUUAGUCUGUUCAACCAUUUGUUUCCGCUCUUUUAUCAACUCCUUUGCAGUUGGAGGGACUUAUAUAGUUAUAUUGGUUGUUAAGCUCCUUAUAGUUCCUUCCAACCAUUCCCUGAUACAUUCUUGAAACGAUAGGGUCAGGUGUUCCUUUCUGCAUAAACGUGUCGAAAUUUGCACGCACCACAUAAUAUUCUUCUGGUUGUACUUGAUUUUUUUCCAUCAAGUGUUUCUGGGUCCUAGAGGAAAUUCGUUGUGAAACUCAAGGCGAUCGAUGUAAAUAGACAGCUGUGGAAGCACAAGAAAGCAUGGAUAAGGAUAAUGAUAUUUCUCCUAGAUAUUAGUCCUUCCAACAGUUGUAUCAUGUAUGUAACUAAUGCAGCUUUUACUUUCUUCACAUGUGGUGUCCUAAACUAGAGACAAAAUGGGUCAGCUGAGAAGGCAUUUUGCUAUAAUGCAGAUUGCGUGCUCAAAUUGCCUCCCAACAAAUUGGAUACUGUGUAAUACUGAUUACAUUUUUAUUACA